AUGGGUUGUUCAAAAUUUCUCCCUACACUGCUGCUGCUCCUCCUCAUCAUCCUAAUCAAUCUAUCUAAAUCAUCAUCUCAAUCACCGCAAAAUAUCCAAACUUUUUACCCAUUCUCCCCGCCACCACCACCGUCGCCGAUUCUCCCUCCACCAUCAUCACCGCCUCCAAAUCCACCCACCGAUCGGAUACCGGCUGGUACCAAUUCCUCUACGAGGGCGGCUGUCGGGCGGGCGAUCGGGGUGACCGCCGCCACCACUAUAGUCCUGUCGGGACUCCUCUUUUUCCUCCUCCUCCGGCGCUCUCGCCGGAAAAGCUCAGAGGAGGAGGUCGUCACGGACCCGAUCAACGCCUUCACGAGGUUCAAUGGGAACAUAAAGGGGCUGAUCGUGGACGAGAACGGGCUCGACGUGCUCUACUGGAGGAACCUGGAGGAGGGAGGAGAAAGCUUCACGAAAAAGUAUUACAACGGUGAAGCAGAAGAGGAGGAGGAGGAGGAGCAGGAGAAGAGAAUUGUGAGUGGUAGAGAGAGAAAGUAUAACAAUAAGCCUCCCAAACAGGAUGUGCCUUUGCUGAGAGGGAAAUCCUCCACUUCACAGAGUCCGAUGUGGGAUCAUGUCAUCACCAAACAAGCUAACAUGUCCUUCAACGCAAUGGAAAGGCAAGGCUCUUCAAUUCAACUCACCAAACCACAUAUACUUUCAGGCAAUAGUCUUACGCCACAAACAGCGGUGGAGAUGACACCGCCGCCACCACCACCACCACCACCACCUCCACCUCCACCUCCACCUCCACCGCCAAUGCCACCACAAAUGGCAGUGGAGAGAACAGAAGCACCACCGCUGCCAAUGCCUCCACAAAUGGCAGUGGAUAAAACGGUGGCACCAAAACCUCUGCCGCCAGCACUGCCAAAUAAAAUCCCUGCCCCACCUAAUAAGCGCUCAUCCUCCGCCGGUCGUAAAAACGAGCAAGUGAAGCUCAAGCCCUUGCAUUGGGACAAGGUGAACCCCAAUGCGGUUGACCACUCCAUGGUGUGGGACAAAAUCGAUAAGGGCUCUUUCAAAUUUGAUGGUGACCUAAUGGAGGCACUCUUCGGAUACGUCGCCACGAACCGGAAAUCACCCCAAAGGGACGACCGGUCAGCACCAAGCCCAAGCAAUCCUGCAAAGUCGGGGCCUCCCCCACAAAUCUUCAUCCUCGACAAUCGCAAAUCCCAAAACACAUCCAUUGUGCUUAAAUCGCUCGGUGUCACACGCAAAGAAAUCAUUGACGCGUUAAUCAACGGGCGAAGCCUUAAUCCCGACACAAUAGAGAAGCUCACGAAAAUAGCACCAUCCGAUGAAGAGGCAUCCCAAAUCAUGGCCUUCACUGGAGACCCCACAAGAUUAGCAGACGCCGAGUCUUUUCUCUAUCAUUUGCUCAAAAGUGUCCCAUCGGCCUUUGCACGUUUCAAUGCCAUGCUCUUCAGGUCGAACCACGAAUCAGAAAUAAACUCGGUCAAAGAGUCGCUAAAGUCGCUUGAGCUGGCUUGCGACGAGCUGAGGUCCCGCGGGCUGUUUCUCAAGCUUUUAGAAGCUGUGCUGAAAGCUGGUAACCGGCUUAACGCAGGCACGUCAAGAGGGAACGCGCAGGCUUUCAACCUAACUGCUCUGAGGAAACUGUCGGACGUCAAGAGCUCGGAUGGGAAGACCACCCUGCUCGAGUUUGUAGUUCAAGAAGUAGUCCGGGCCGAGGGCAAAAGGUGUGUUCUGAACAAGAGCCGUGGUGGCUCAAGCCGGACGGGCAGCCAGAGGAGCGACUUCUCAGGAAGCCAGAGUCCGGAACAAUCCAAGGACGAUCGUGAGAGGGAAUACAUGAUGCUCGGACUGCCCGUGAUCGGCGGAUUGAGCGCAGAGUUCUCGAACGUCAAAAAGGCUGCGGCUUUGGACUACCAUCUCCUGGAGAAAUCGAUAGCCACGUUAUCGGAGCAGGUGAAUGCGGUGCGGGAACUGGUUUCCCGUUGUGGGGACGGCGGAGGGUUCGUGCGGGAGAUGAAGGGGUUUCUGGACACGGCCGAGGUGGAGGUGAAGGUGACGAGGGAAGAGGAAAUUAAGGUAAUGGAGCUGGUGAGGAAGACGACCGAUUAUUACCAGGCGGGGGGUUUGGAGGAGAAGGGGGGCAAUGGCAAACUCCAGCUGUUCGUUAUAGUGAGGGAUUUUCUGGGAAUGGUGGAUAGGGUUUGUAUCGAGAUCACGAGGAAUGUGCAGAGGAGAAAAUUGCCGGCGUCGUAUGUGGCCGGCGAGUCGUCCUCGCCGGGGUCGCCGAGGGUUUUCAGGUUUCCGAAGUUGCCGGCGAACUUUAUGUCGGAUAAUUCGAAGAGCAGUUCGGGCAAUGAUUCCGAGGUAAAGUGA
Striga hermonthica is the source of this 2388-nucleotide messenger RNA. Lineage: Eukaryota; Viridiplantae; Streptophyta; Magnoliopsida; Lamiales; Orobanchaceae. The record is from the annotation of a GenBank genome assembly.